Populus nigra (black poplar) is the source of this 1163-nucleotide messenger RNA. RefSeq names its product disease resistance protein RUN1-like. Bases 1 to 1122 code for a protein of 373 amino acids. Gene Ontology annotation, molecular function: protein binding. The transcript has 3 exons. Lineage: Eukaryota; Viridiplantae; Streptophyta; Magnoliopsida; Malpighiales; Salicaceae. The record is from RefSeq and is a predicted model, not a curated record.
AUGGAGUCGUGGGCAAGACUUGGCUAUGUGGCCUAUUUGAUCACGAAAGUGGCAUUUCGGUUGAUAACGUAUUUGAGUAGGCCACAAGCUGCUGAGUUGAAGAUUCCAAACGCCGCAGGUAACUGUCAUGCCCCUCAAGAAUAUCGUGAAGCUCUUCAAAAGUUAGAAGAGGAUCUCAACAGGCUAAAAAUCAUUGAUCUCAGUCAUUCUCGACACCUUAUUAAAACACCAAACUUGCACAGUUCAAGUCUAGAGAAACUAAUUCUGAAAGGUUGCUCAAGUUUAGUUGAGGUCCAUCAAUCAAUUGGACAUUCGAUGAGCCUCGUUUUCUUGAAUCUGGAGGGAUGUUGGAGUCUGAAAACUCUCCCUGAAAGCAUUGGUAAUGUAAAGUCUCUUGAAACUCUGAAUAUUUCUGGGUGUUCACAACUUGAGAAGUUGCCGGAUGGCAUGGGUGAUAUGGAAUCCUUAAUUGAAUUGCUAGCUGAUGGGAUUGAAAAUGAGCAAUUUCUGUCAUCAAUUGGACAAUUAAAGUAUGUCAGAAGGUUAUCAUUGCGUGGAUACAGUUCGGCUCCACCAAGUUCUUCUUUGAUUUCAGCAAGUGUUUUGAAUUGGAAAUGGUGGCCGCCAUCUUUCGAAUGGAGAUCAGUGAAUCGUCUUAAGCUUUCUUAUGGUAGUUUGUCUGAUCGCGCAACUAACUGUGUUGAUUUUAGUGGUUUGUCUUCUCUAAAAGAAUUGGAUCUAUCAGAAAACAAAUUCUCUAGCCUGUCUUCUGGGACCGGCUUCCUUCCCAAGCUAGGGAUCUUGAUAGUCAGUUGGUGCCACAAUCUUGUAUCAAUCCCAGAUCUUCCCUCAAGUUUAGACAAUUUGGUUGCAUGUGGUUGCAAAUCAUUGGAAAGGAUAAGAAUAACAAUCGAGUCAAAAAAGAAACUACGUAUAAAUCUAUAUGAUUGUCAUUCGUUAGAAGAGAUUCAAGGCAUCGAAGGUUUAAGUGAUAUUUUCUGGAAAAUUGAAGUUUUUAACCGCAGGCAUUCACCAAAGAAAUUACAGAAGAGCUUUGUUGAGGUACUAUUUCUUUCAGUUUCUCUUACACAAGAAGAAACACACAAUUGGCACAUACAUUGAUUAAUGUCUAAAAUCUCAGCAUUCCUUGAAAUUAAUAUAUA